AUGCAGACUGCGCCGCGCCUCGCCUUCGGGGUCAUCGCUGACAUCCAGUUCGCGGAUGCGGAGGACGGCUACAACUUCGGCGGCUACCGGCGGCGCUAUUACCGGCACAGCCUGCGCCUGCUGCAGGAGGCGGUCCGGGCGUGGGCCUGCGAGAGCCCGCCGAUAGACUUCGUGCUCCAGCUGGGCGAUAGCAUCGACGGGCAGAACGCCCGGCGCGGCGAGGCCGAGAGCGCCUUGCAGCAGGUGCUGGAUGUCCUGGGGCAGCUCUCUGUGCCGGUUCACCACGCGUGGGGCAACCACGAGCUCUACAACUUCAGCCGGGCGCGGCUGGUGCAGACCGGGCUGUACAGCCGGGCCGCGGGGGGCUCGGCCGGGCCGGCGGACAGGGAAUGCCACGCCUAUCACUGCAGCCCGGCCCCGCGCCUCCGCCUCGUCGUGCUCGACGCCUACGACACGAGCACCCUGGGCACGGACCCCGGCAGCCUCCGCUACCAGGAGUCCCUGCGGCUGCUGCGGGAGAAGAACCCCAACGAUGACCUCAACAGCCCCGAAGGGCUCAAAGAACCUCAUUUUGUAGCAUUUAAUGGAGGAUUUAGCCAAGCCCAGCUGGACUGGUUCAACGAAGUCCUCAAGUUCUCUGAUGAAAACCAAGAAAAAGUUAUAGUUAUGGCUCACGUGCCCCUUCAUCCCUCUGCUUCCAAUGGGGUUUGCCUGGCCUGGAAUUACGAGGCUGCCCUGUCGGUGAUACACGCGCACCAGAGCGUGGUGUGCGUCCUCGCAGGGCACCUGCACGACGGCGCCUACUGCCUGGACUGUCACGGAGUUCAUCACCUCACCCUGGAGGGCGUGAUCGAGACCCCGCCCGACAGCAACGCCUUCGGAACUAUCUACGUCUACGAAGAUAAAAUGGUUCUGAAGGGAAGAGGCAGAAUUCCUGACAGAGUGAUGCAUUUCUGAAAUACCAGGAAAAUACAGAUUGCUCUUCUUCAGGAAGGACUCGGACAAAAAUGUAGGAGAUUCAGCUGUUUGCUUUUAGAAAGCUGUGCAUGGCUGAUCCUUAUUGCUUUAGCUCAGGCGUUUUUCUCUUGGAUACAGAAUUCUAGAAAUUAGGUUUCUGUAAGAAAGCACCUGAUUUCUUUUUGGAACUACAGAAGGCCAGUAGUUGAAAUACUGGAAGGCAGAAUGUUGAUUUCAAACACCCAAUCCGGACUGGAUUGCAACUGUGAAAAGAUGCAAACCAUAUAACAAAUGUUGUUCAAAAAAAGCCCCACUGCUGUUCUCUCAGUAAACAUUAAAGCAUGCAGAGCUUUAACCUUUAUUUACUUAUAAAUAAAUACAUUUAUUUAUAAAAGAAUUCCCAGCCACAUCUAUUUAUUUAUUUUCUGUGAACAUUACAGUGAGGUCUCAUGUCUGGCAGAAUAUAUCCAGCCUGUAGCCUAAUUCAGUCUUCCAACAUUGCUUUAAAAGACUAAAGUAAUCCUCAGAAAAAGCUGAGCCUAAGGAGAAUAGAGACUGUCUGUGCUGCACCAUGGAAUGCUGCAGAUACAGCAGCUGUGCCGUGUGUGCACAGCUGGCAUCACCUGCAGCA
Messenger RNA from Sturnus vulgaris (Common starling), 1588 nucleotides. RefSeq names its product ADP-ribose/CDP-alcohol diphosphatase, manganese dependent (gene ADPRM). NCBI's taxonomy places the organism in Eukaryota, Metazoa, Chordata, Aves, Passeriformes, Sturnidae. The record is from RefSeq and is a predicted model, not a curated record. Gene Ontology annotation, molecular function: ADP-ribose diphosphatase activity; 2',3'-cyclic-nucleotide 2'-phosphodiesterase activity; CDP-glycerol diphosphatase activity.